Pleuronectes platessa (European plaice) is the source of this 708-nucleotide messenger RNA. Its product is annotated as CYTL1 domain-containing protein. The record is from RefSeq and is a predicted model, not a curated record. The transcript is spliced from 5 exons. Gene Ontology annotation, biological process: positive regulation of transcription by RNA polymerase II. Bases 29 to 496 code for a protein of 155 amino acids. Lineage: Eukaryota; Metazoa; Chordata; Actinopteri; Pleuronectiformes; Pleuronectidae.
UUUCAGGAGGGAAAACAGUGUUUGUAAGAUGUUCUUUUUCAAGCUAAUGGUCAUGAAAUGGAUUAUUAAGCUCCCAGCCGGAACAGGAACAAGGUGUCACAGAGUCAUGGCGAUCUUCAACCACUUGCUGCUGGCUUCCUUUUUGGUGCCUCUGGUGCUGAGUUCCCCUUUCUAUCCACCGACAUGCUACACCAAGGUACUGAACCUGGCCCGAGAGCUCACCCAGUGGGCCGCACAUCUGAAGUGGGACCCUGAAACUAGUAGGUGCAUGGCACACAUGCCAGAUCUCUACCUUGAUGUCCAUAACGCCUGCGUGAUGUACAAAAUAAGGAGCUACAUCUCCCUGCUGGAGAGCCUGCGACAGCGCCGCUGUGCCUACACCCGAGACGUGAGGAAGCUGUGGGGCAAUCUGAGACAGCUCUUCAUCUUCAUGGGGGAGAAAUGUCACGGGGACUUGGUGUUCACGAUCUUUGACUGUGCUGCACUGGAGCGUUAACGUCUGGAUUCUGAAAUCACCACGUCUGCUCAGACAGAGACAACAUUACAGUCCUCAUGUGGAGUGAUCGACAGACACAAAGCUGAUAUUAAACAUAUGUCGACUAUGUUUCUGUUAUUAAAAAAGUUGAAUAUGAUUAGUGUUAAUGCCACUGAUUAUCACAAUGAUCUCAAAGAGGAAACAUUUUAAUAUAAUAAACUUCAUUAAAAGUC